AUGACUGGAUUCUUACUGUCGCGACGCGGGUUGACGUCCUCUCUACCAUCCCUUCGGCGGUAUCCCCGCACCUACCUCCGACAGAUAGGGUCUGGCAGGAACAAGGCAGCUUCGCAGUAUAGUACGGCCUCCUCACCGGCAGAGAAUGGAAAGAAUGACACGAAACCUCUCCCCGCCACUUAUUUCCCCAAUUCUGAAACCUCGACCCAAAAACCUUCCCCGCGAUGGACUGCCUUGAAAACCGCGAAACCAUUUUCCGACUUCUUGACGGAUACCUUCAACCGCCAACAUGACUAUCUCCGAAUCAGCAUCACCGAGCGUUGCAACCUCCGAUGUGUGUACUGUAUGCCGGAAGAAGGCAUAGAGCUUUCGCCACCGGCUCGCCUGCUCACGUCCCCCGAGAUAGUUUACCUGUCCUCCCUUUUCGUCUCGCAAGGGGUAACGAAGAUCCGCUUAACAGGCGGUGAACCUACUGUCCGAAAGGAUAUUGUCCCUUUGAUGCAGUCCAUCGGCGAUCUACGACGCAACGGGCUUCGAGAGCUAUGCCUGACAACCAAUGGAAUCUCGUUACACCGAAAACUGGAACCUAUGGUUGAGGCAGGUCUGACUGGGGUAAACCUCAGUCUCGAUACUUUAGAUCCCUUCCAGUUCCAAAUCAUGACGAGGAGGAAGGGGUUCGAUGCUGUGAUGAAAAGUAUUGAUAAAAUCUUGGAACUGAAUAAGAUGGGGGCAGGGAUAAAAUUGAAAGUGAACUGUGUGGUAAUGCGGGGGGUCAAUGACCGGGAGAUCAUCCCGUUCGUUGAGAUGGGCCGUGAUAGCCCUAUCGAAGUGCGAUUUAUUGAGUACAUGCCAUUUGAUGGCAACCGGUGGAACCAGAAGAAGAUGCUAUCAUAUCAGGAGAUGUUGACGGUCAUCCGAGAGAAGUAUCCAACCCUGGAAAAGGUGGUGGAUCAUAAAAAUGACACUAGUAAAACGUAUCGGGUACCUGGAUUUCAAGGUCGCGUUGGGUUUAUCACUAGCAUGACACAUAAUUUCUGUGGCACUUGCAAUCGUCUACGCAUCACAUCCGACGGAAACUUGAAGGUCUGCCUGUUCGGCAAUGCCGAGGUAUCGUUACGUGACACCAUCCGGAAAGCCAACAAUGGAGAGCCCAUCGAUGAGGCUACAAUGAAUAAAUUACAACUACUUGAGGCUGCGGACAAGGCCGCUCGUAUUAAUGAGGAGGGCGGACUGGUCGAUGAAAGAGAACGAGAGCUUCUUGAAAUUAUUGGCAUGGCUGUCAAACGAAAGAAGGCCAAGCAUGCUGGGAUGGGCGAGUUGGAGAACAUGAAGAAUAGGCCGAUGAUUCUCAUUGGUGGGUAG
This is a messenger RNA of Aspergillus oryzae RIB40, 1362 nucleotides long. Its product is annotated as molybdopterin cofactor biosynthetic protein. NCBI's taxonomy places the organism in Eukaryota, Fungi, Ascomycota, Eurotiomycetes, Eurotiales, Aspergillaceae. Gene Ontology annotation, molecular function: metal ion binding; GTP 3',8'-cyclase activity; 4 iron, 4 sulfur cluster binding. The coding region runs from base 1 to 1362 and encodes 453 amino acids. Gene Ontology annotation, biological process: Mo-molybdopterin cofactor biosynthetic process. The record is from RefSeq and is a predicted model, not a curated record. The transcript has a single exon.